UUGAAUCAUAAUGCACAGGAAGAGAAAGUGAUUUAUUAAGAAAAGGCUACAAAAUUACCUAGCUUCAAUACUUAAAAAUGCAGUGGAAUCUGAAUUCAGAAAGUGAAUUGGAAAGAAAGACUUUCAAAUACUUUAGUUAAUGCAGAUUUUGUAAGCCACAAUAAAGCAACAGUAUUCACAAAGACUUAGUUUUCUACUUUCCCAUUCUCAAUGUCAAUUUUUAAUCAAGAAGGGCCUGUGCCCGAAACGUCGAAUCUCCUGUUCCCUGGAUGCUGCCUGACCUGCUGUGCUGUUCCAGCAAUAAAGUUGCAACUUUGAUCUCCAGCAUCUGCAGACCUCACUUUCUCCCCCAGGAUUUCCAGACUUUCGGUGACUGUGUCAUUAAGAAGGGCAAGCAGCCAAUCAAAUUGGUGUAUUCUAUUAGCACCAGGAAAUAAAUGCAUUGUUAUUUUUGAUCAAAGUUUAGAAAGUGAAAUUAAUGAUUAAGGGAGGGUUAAAAUAUUAAAUGUUGCAAAGACUUUGUAAAACAAAUACAUAUUUCAAAUUUGCAAAAAGUGACAUUCUGCAAAUAUGAAUAAUAGUAUUUUGAGGAUAAUAUUUAAAAAGCCAGUCAUGUAUUCAACAAUGUCCAACUUUCUCAAUUUUUCUCAAUCCAGGUCGUCAUCUGCUAGGAGUUUAGCAGGUAGCAUUUGAAGUCAGGCCUCCUGGUUCAAAGGUAGGUACAUUACCACUGUAGUCCCCAAAAUUUUGUUUCCCAGUUCAAAACAUCCUUUGGUAUGAUAGCAUCUCAAUCCUUUAAUCAAAGGAAAUAUCUAUGAUACGUCUAUGGAAUAGCAUGGACUUGAACCCGGACCUCCUGUUUCAGAGGGAGGGACACUAACAUUAUGCCCUCGAGCCCUCGACGUUGAGACUUGAUGACGCAUUUCGCCUAAUUCAUGAAUAAUGCUAAUCGUUACUAUGCAAAUGACGUGCAGCUUCAUGAAUAAUGCAUGAGUAUGCAGAUAAGCACAUAUCCCCUUUGGAGCGUGGCGGCCUCUCUCUCUAACAGACCGAGUGUUGUCAUCAUGGCGACAGGAGAGUACUGAGCGGUGAGGGUUUAGGCUGCUAAAGUUCCCGCUUCCUUUCCUUUGGUCGCUCGACAUUCCCUGUUCUUUUCGACAAUUAUUUUGGUCUCGAUGCGGCUGUGACCACAAUGGCCGAGGUAACAUCGCCGCUGAUGGAGAUGGAGGCGGGGAGGCGGGUUCCAUGUGCGGCGGGGUUGCUGGCCGAAGCUAGCAGCCCGGGCCCCGGCGCCGCUCAGACGGUGGAGCCGCUCUCCCCGCAGCCGAAGCCUGGCUCCGGAUGCGGCUCGAGCUCGGCGGUUACAGGGAGAGGGGUGCGCGUCUUAAAGAGGAACAUGAAGCGCAAUGCCAGCAGGAGCUGCCUGGGAAAGAAGAGUAGUCUGGGUGUACGAGAGAAAGAAUGGCUCAAAGGAGAUGUAAGAAGAGGAUGUAUAUAUAUUCAUGGAAAAGAGAUGGUGUCAUCAAAUGCUGCAACUUCCACCUCUUCCCAGGGUGCAUUACUAUCAUCAUUAUCAUGCUCGUCUUCAUCAUCAUCUGGUCCGGACCUGCAGCUGGUACUCUGCAGUACUGAAACCACUACAACAGAGCUGUGUACUCAGGAUAAGGAUGAUCUCUACCUGCAACUCCAUGGUGAUCUCAUCAGGAGAAUGAAUCCUGAUGAGCGACCUCUGCAAAUCCUUUACGAUUAUCUUACUGGAUUAGGUUUCCAGGAUCCAGUACGGAUACAAGAGGAAGGAGCCAUGGCUGAUCUGACCUGCAUGAUUAGAUACUUUCAUGGGAAACCAAGCAGCAUAGAACAGCUCGAUCGGAUCCUUCUUUCUGGUGUAUUUAGUGUUCGGAAAGGCAAGACUCAGUUGCACAAGUGGUCAGAACGUCAAGUCAUUCUCUGUGGUACCUGCUUAAUUGUGUCUUCAGUGAAGGAGUGCCAGAUGGGAAAAAUGCACGUUCUUCCUCUUACUGGAGGCAAGGUGGAAGAAGUAAAGAGAAGACAAUACUGCCUUAUGUUCAGCUCUGCUGGGCAACAAGGGCAAACAUACUAUGUCAUCUUUGAUUCAUACCCAGAAUACCUACGAUGGCUCAGACAAGCUUCCAAGGUUGUCUCUCAGAGAAUUGGUACAGUUGAUCUGUCAUGUUAUAGCCUAGAAGAGCUUCCUGAGUAUCUCUUUUUCAGUCAAGAUAUCACACAUCUCAAUCUACGGCAUAAUUUUAUGCAGGCAGAUGCUGGACUCUGCAAUCUUAACAGGUUUACUCAGCUAAAAAGCUUGAACCUGUCGAAUAAUAAACUGACAACAUUUCCAGCAUCCUUAUGUGAAAUCUCAACUCUUACUGAAGUCAACCUCUCCUGUAACAGGAUUCAAAAUAUCCCUGAGGAGAUUGGGAAUUUGCAAAAUCUUCAGACUUUCAUUCUGGAUGGGAAUUGUCUUCAAGGUUUGCCUUCAGAAUUGGGAAAUGUACAACAGCUUACCCAUCUUGGCUUGUCCUUCAAUGACUUCACUGUGAUCCCAGCAGUGUGUGAAAUUUUAACAGCCAUGGAUAAGCUCUGCAUGGCUGGAAACCAUUUGCAGAUGUUGGUAUUGGAAACACUGGGACGAAUGACUCACAUUAAGCACCUGGACCUCAGGUUGAAUUCAAUUAAGACUGUAAUAAUGGACAGCCUAGAAGCUAUUAAUCAUGUAACUUACCUGGAUUUACGAGACAAUCUGCUGACUGAACUUGAUUUAAGUGUAAUUGCGAGUAUUGAACAUCUGCAUUGUGAGCGCAACAAUCUGACCACUCUCACAUUAAGUGGAUUCUCUUUGAGGACAUUGUAUGCUGGUUCCAACCAAUUGACAACACUGAGCAUCUAUCCACUUCCUGGUCAACUGGUUCAUCUUGAUCUCUCCAGGAACAAACUAGAAUCCGUGCCUGACUGGGUAUGUGAUGCUAAGAAACUUGAGCUGCUGGAUGUCAGUCAUAACCUGAUUGCAGAAUUACCUAUGAGAUUACUCUGCAGCUUGAGCCUUCAGAAGUUAUUCGUUGGGCACAACCAUCUUCAGAGUCUCCCCAGUCACCUGGAGCACACACCCCUGGAAGUUUUUGAUGUACAACAUAAUCAACUAAGUGACCUUCCAGAGUUACUUUUCCUCAAGGCUUUGAACUUGCGAUGUCUCAAUGUAUCUGCAAAUAACCUGGAAUCACUGCCUCCUAGCAGUGAAAUUGAAGACAGUCUCAGUGUGUUGCAAGAACUUUAUCUAACGGGAAACAAUCUGACUGAUAAAUGUGUCCCAGUGCUGACUGGGCACCCACGUCUUCGGGUCCUUCAUAUGGCUUACAACCAACUUCAAUCAUUUCCAGCCAGUAAGCUGUCAAAGUUGGAGCUACUAGAGGAACUGAAUCUAAGUGGAAACAAGCUGAAAGCUGUUCCUACCACCAUCACAAAUUGCAAGCGAUUGCACACACUCAUCGUUCACUCCAACAGUAUUGCUGUCUUUCCAGAGAUCCUGCAUUUACCAGAAAUUAAGUUAGUUGAUCUAAGCUGUAAUGAACUUACAGAGAUCUUGAUGCCUGAGACCCUGCCAGCCACUUUGCAAGAGCUGGACUUGGCUGGCAACACAAAUCUUGUCCUUGAUCACAAGACCCUGGAGAUAUUUAGUCAUAUCACCACCUUGAAAAUUGAUCCGAAACCUACUGUGCAGACAAGCGAUCCAGCCAGCGCUCCAGCAUUCUGGAGUCAUGGCUAUUCUGAAAUGGCAGGACACAGAAAUAAACUCUGCCUUUCAGUUCUUGCCCUAGAUAGCUUUGGAGAUAACCUCGAAGCAUUAUAUGGUGUUUUUGAUGGUGACAGAAAUUUGGAAAUCCCUCGCUUACUGCAGUGCACUGUGGGAGACGUGUUGGCAGAAGAAUUGCAGCAAUCCAAUGUGGACAGUGUCUACAUGACUCAUACAUUCCUUGUCUCUCACAGAAAACUUGGAAUGGUGGGGCAGAAGCUAGGUUCUUCAGCUGUUUUAUGUCACAUUCGCCGCGAUCCAAGUGACCACAGCAGCUACUUCACUCUUACUGUGGCCAAUGUGGGUAAUAGCCAAGUGGUGUUAUGCAGAGAUGGACAGCCAUUGCCACUCUCAAAAGUGUUCAGUCUUGAACAGUGUGUUGAAGAACUGGAAAGAGUGAAACAGCAAAAAGCCAUUAUAACUGAGGACAAUAAAGUAAAUGGUGUUACUUGUUGUACACGUCUAUUGGGCAGCACGUACCUUUUCCCAUGGAUCCUUCCAAGACCUCACGUUCACACUAUAUCACUUGCUGCUCAAGAUGAAUUUCUUAUCUUAGGCAACAAGACGCUAUGGGAAUAUUUGUCCUAUGCUGAGGCAAUUGAAGCUGUUCGGAAUGUUCCUGAUCCUUUAGCUGCAGCUAAAAAACUUUGCACACUUGCCCAGAGCUACGGUUGCCAUGACAAUGUUGGAGCUGUUGUAGUAUACUUGAGCAUUGGGGACGAUAAUUGUACAUGUGAAGUACAUGGAGUUUCUAUACCUAGUCCAGGCGUAUUUGCCCCUGUUAACAUGAUAGUAAAAGAUAGUACUCACUAUUCUGUCACCCCUUCAUCAAGUAGUGGCAUAGCAUCUGAAUUUAACAGUGAGAUGUCUGCUUCUGAAGUGAGCAGUGAAGUGGGAUCUACAGCAUCAGAUGAGCAACCAGCUGCAAGUCUGGAGGGUGGUGUACUUGCUCGGUCUGAACGUCGUUGUAGCCUCCAUCCAAGCUCUUCCACUAGUGUUUUCCAGCGGCAACUUUCCAGUGCAACAUUCUCCAGCAACCAUUCAGAUAACGGCCUUGAUAGUGACGAUGAUCAACCAGUAGAAGGAGUAAUCUCUAAUGGCAGCAAACUGGAAGUAGAGGUGGAUAUCCAUUGUUUCCAGUUCAAAGUUCCAGGAAACUCCAUUAUUUCACAAGCCCGUGAUGAGGGAUUGUUUGUUAGCAUGUCUGAGGAUGAUAGUCCAGGAACUUAUUUAAAAGUGCAGAGACAAAAUGGUAUGAACAGUGGAUCAUUGUCAAUGAUUAAUAAGGAAGGAAAUGACUUGAAGAAGUCCUCAUCUGCAUCGAACCUACAAGCAAAGAAAUUUUCAAAUGGCUCUGUGGUCCCUCUUGAAAAAAGUCACAACAUUAUUGAAGUGGCUACAGAGGCACCAAAGAAAAAAUGUGGAUAUUUUGCAGCACCUGCACAACCAGAUCCAGAAGACCAAUUAAUUGUGCCACCAGAUCUGGAAGAGGAGGUAAAAGAGCAAAUGAAACAGCAUGAUCCUGUUUCAGAAGCCGAAUCUGAAAGAGACAAUAGAUUUACCCAUCAGGAGGUCUACGACACGGCUCUGUAGCAGUCUUCCGGUGUUGGAAUGUCUGCUGUUCAGGCGUUGUCAAAAUGAGGGUUAGGAUAAUACAAUAUUAGAUAUCUCUUGUACAAAAGAUAAUCAUGCCAACUCUAAGGAAUGUUAUUUAAAUUGUACAUAAGUCAAAAUAGAUUCAAAAUGCUUCAGCAUAUGUCAAACCAAAAUCAACUGUGUGAUAUUGGCAAUGAACUCAUAAGAUUUUUAAGUUAUCUUAUGUUCAUUUUGGGAUUUUGUUUUUAAAUUAAGCUGCGUUAUUCUUCUUGUGACAUGAACAAGUUGUAUUUAAAAUGGUAAAAGCUCUAUGGCAUCUAACUUUACAUACUACCGCCUGUGUAAAAUGUUUACAAAGCUUUUUCAAUUAAAUGGACUGCAACGAAGUACAUUUUGACAGUUUAAAAAUAAUAGCAGCAUUUCUAAGUAGGUUAAUACAAUUUCAAUGGUUUCAAGUUUUAUUGCACUGACCAAAUUUUCCUUGUUUUAAAAUCUGACAACCUAAAAUCUCUGUUUUUAAAUCAGUAGUACAAAAAGCAAAGCGACUGUUUAAAAAAACCUCAGUUUUUUUGAGACACAGUCAGGUUUGCAUGGUUAUGUCUGCUCUAUUUAUAAUCUUUGCUGCUAAGCACUCCAAAUAGUCAGGUGUCUAAUAAAGGCUUGCACCCAGUUUGAGCAAUGCAACCUUUCAGGCAUCCUUGUUUAAGAAAUAUGAUCUUAGAGUUAAGUGAAAUUAUAUUUCUAUUUAAAGUGACAGUAAUACUGUUGCUUUAAAUUUUAAAUUGCAAACUUGAUGCAAUUACAAAGAAAAUUAUGAGUGAAAGUUGCCUUCAGACAGUGUUGUGCUUUAUGAAAACUGCUGCAGGUAUCUGUCUUUCUGUUGCAAUGAAUCCCAUCUGAAUUUUACUUGUGCUGACAAACUUAAUAGAUAAAUACAUUCUGAAUUGUGAUUAUUGGUAAGAUUUUAGCUAUUUCAUAUUUAAUUUCCAUGUUUAUAAAAAUGUGUUUUCUGAAAUUCGUUUUCCAUAAUUGUGUGUGUGUCAGGAAAUCUGUAGGUCUACUCAGAGGAUUAGACACAUGUGCUUUGUCUAUUUAUGAAUACAUUUCAUAAUUUCUGAAACAUUGGUUUUAAAAGGGAGGAAACUGAUGAACAUUAUUACUUGUAAAGGAACACUAAGUGAAUUAGAUCUUUUGACUGCUUGGAAUGAUAUCAAGCAAAUUAAUUUAACUGCCACAAUGUGAUUCUUUUACUAAUUGCCUUGCAUUGAUCAAAUUAAAAGUAGAAUUUAGUUUGGUUCUAAUUUUGUUUUGUUAUCCUCUGGCAGGGAUUUUUGUUCAUGAAGUGGCAGAGUAAUAUAAAUGAGUUGGAGUUACUUUAGAUUAAGGCUAAAUAACCUGGCUGAUGCAAGGGAUGUAUAGAGGUUCCUCUGCAUAAUAAGAAUAAAAGAAAAUUGUUAAGAAAAUAAAUCGAAAAUUUGUAGAGUACAGUGCUAAGGCAUUCUAAUGUCUUGCUAGCUAAUCUCUCAGUGGGGAAAGAUGAGCAAGACUGAACAAGAGUAAAUAGGAAAGGGGGCAGGAUGUUUAAAGGGAUUUGAAUGAAGAAUUGGCCAUAAUUCAGAUUUUUGAGUAUUUACUUUAGUAAUGAGCUUCAGUAAAGGUAGAAGUCCCACAGCUGGAAGAAAAUUUUUGUUUGACCCAAAUCAAAGAGUAAAAGUUUUAAAUUCAUAAGCACCAACAUCUUGGUCCCGUUUGGUUGCAGGGUCCCAAGGCGUAAGAUGAGGUGUUCUUCCUCGGGUGGGUAGGGUUUGGCGAUGGAGGAGGCCUAAGACCUGCGUGUCCAUGGUGAACUGAGAGGGGAUGUUAAAGUGUUCGGCCACAGGGCAGUGGGGUUAGUUGGUGUGAGUGUCCCAGGCAUGUUCUCUGAUCAAUGUGGAUUUCGCCAGUUUCCUCUUUUCCUCUCCCCCCACCUUAUCACGGUCCCAAGCCUCCAACACGUCUCCGCCCUCUUGACCUGUCCAUCUU
This is a messenger RNA of Chiloscyllium plagiosum (whitespotted bambooshark), 7426 nucleotides long. RefSeq names its product PH domain and leucine rich repeat protein phosphatase 2 (gene phlpp2). Gene Ontology annotation, molecular function: protein binding. The record is from RefSeq and is a predicted model, not a curated record. Gene Ontology annotation, cellular component: cytoplasm. Lineage: Eukaryota; Metazoa; Chordata; Chondrichthyes; Orectolobiformes; Hemiscylliidae.